Messenger RNA from Myotis lucifugus (little brown bat), 1458 nucleotides. RefSeq names its product protein phosphatase 1 catalytic subunit alpha (gene PPP1CA). The transcript is spliced from 8 exons. Gene Ontology annotation, molecular function: protein serine/threonine phosphatase activity. Bases 91 to 1128 code for a protein of 345 amino acids. The record is from RefSeq and is a predicted model, not a curated record. Gene Ontology annotation, cellular component: nucleus; cytoplasm. Lineage: Eukaryota; Metazoa; Chordata; Mammalia; Chiroptera; Vespertilionidae.
GGCGGAAGGAGCUCCAGGCCGGAAGGAGGCCGCGGAGGGCGGGAGGCAGGAGCGGGCCCGGAGCUGCUGGGCCGGAGCGGCGGAGCUGCCAUGUCCGACAGUGAGAAGCUCAACCUGGACUCGAUCAUCGGGCGCCUGCUGGAAGUGCAGGGCUCGCGGCCUGGGAAGAAUGUACAGCUGACAGAGAAUGAGAUCCGUGGCCUGUGCCUCAAAUCCCGGGAGAUUUUCCUGAGCCAGCCCAUCCUUCUGGAGCUGGAGGCACCCCUCAAGAUCUGCGGUGACAUCCAUGGCCAGUACUACGACCUUCUGCGGCUGUUCGAAUACGGGGGCUUCCCUCCAGAGAGCAACUACCUCUUCCUGGGGGACUAUGUAGACCGGGGCAAGCAGUCGCUGGAGACCAUCUGCCUGCUGCUGGCCUAUAAGAUCAAGUACCCCGAGAACUUCUUCCUGCUCCGUGGGAACCACGAGUGUGCCAGCAUCAACCGCAUCUACGGCUUCUAUGAUGAGUGCAAGAGGCGCUACAACAUUAAACUGUGGAAAACCUUCACCGACUGCUUCAACUGCCUGCCCAUUGCAGCCAUCGUGGACGAGAAGAUCUUCUGCUGCCACGGAGGGAGCUCUGCGCUCCUAGAAGGCAGGGACUUAAAAGAGGCAGAAGGUCUGUCCCCCGACCUACAGUCCAUGGAGCAGAUUCGGCGUAUCAUGCGGCCCACAGAUGUGCCUGACCAGGGGCUGCUGUGUGACCUGCUGUGGUCCGACCCUGACAAGGACGUGCAGGGCUGGGGCGAGAACGACCGUGGUGUCUCCUUUACCUUCGGGGCUGAGGUGGUGGCCAAGUUCCUACACAAGCACGACUUGGACCUCAUCUGCCGGGCACACCAGGUGGUAGAAGAUGGCUAUGAGUUCUUUGCCAAGCGGCAGCUGGUGACACUCUUCUCAGCUCCCAACUACUGCGGCGAGUUUGAUAAUGCUGGCGCCAUGAUGAGCGUGGACGAGACGCUCAUGUGCUCCUUCCAGAUCCUCAAGCCCGCCGACAAGAACAAGGGGAAAUAUGGGCAGUUCAGUGGCCUGAACCCUGGUGGCCGGCCCAUCACCCCACCCCGUAACUCCGCCAAAGCCAAGAAAUAGCCUCCACGUGCCCGCCCUCUGCCCUAGAUGGUGGAUUGUACAGAAACCACGCAGCAUGGGGGGGUCAUGCUGACUUCCUAGGCCUGCUGUCACAGGGAACAUGGAGCCUUGAUGAAUUUUUCCUUUUUUUAAUGAAUCAAUAGCAGUGUCCAAGCCCCCAGGGCUCCCUCUGCCUGUGCCUCGGUGGCUGCAAGCAGGAUCCUGGGGCUGAGGCUGCAGCUCAGGGCAAAGCAGGGCCAGAUUGUGGGUCUCCAGCCUUGCUUGGCCUCAGGGCUGGCAGCCGGAUCCUGGGCAACCCAUCUGGUCUCUUGAAUAAAGGUCAAAGCUGGA